AGGAGCUGACGAAGAGAGUUGUGAGAUAUAUCUACAACUCCGCGAAGAACGAAGGCCUCCGCCAGAUCAAGGAGUGGGAGGAGCUGGUAAACAAGCUGGUCGAUGGCGCCAUGCAUGGUUACUGCGCCGCCUGCCAGGAGAAGAAGUGGUUCUUCGAGAUCGACCUGGCCCCUGCGUUCACGUCGGCGGCCUGGGAGAUCCUGAAGUUCCAGGCCCGAGGGGCGAACCCGCGGCACGUGAGGUUCCCCGAGCUGCAGGAGGUGGUUGUCAAUGAGUAUGAGGAGAAGCUUGACCGCAUCCUCCUCAUCAAGGCCAUGUGGGAUGCCACGUCCGCGACCUUCGGCUCGGAUGAUAGCAAAGUCCAGUCGAAAGUGUACAAUGCGCUUCACAAGGCUUACCAGGGCGCCCUGGACGAGUGUAUAAUGGACUCCAGGCCGCUGGGGGAUUUGGAGAAGGUGGAGAUGUUUACCAAGCGGUGG
This is a messenger RNA of Prorocentrum cordatum, 479 nucleotides long. NCBI's taxonomy places the organism in Eukaryota, Dinophyceae, Prorocentrales, Prorocentraceae. The record is from the annotation of a GenBank genome assembly.